Messenger RNA from Panicum virgatum (switchgrass), 1015 nucleotides. RefSeq names its product protein LURP-one-related 7-like. The coding region runs from base 191 to 754 and encodes 187 amino acids. The record is from RefSeq and is a predicted model, not a curated record. Lineage: Eukaryota; Viridiplantae; Streptophyta; Magnoliopsida; Poales; Poaceae. The transcript has 3 exons.
GCCUGCCGCCACCGCUGCGCCAAAUCAAUCAACCAACUCUGAUUCAUCCGCCUUUCGAUGUCUCCUUCCUCUUGGCUUCUUCCUUCUUACCUCCACCGAGACCGCAUCCACCUGGUCGUGCCUUUCCCCCAACGAAAUCCCCCUCUCCCGAGUCCCGACUCACCUGAUUAUUACUUCUGGGUUUCUUGAUAUGGAGCAGCUCGCCGCUUGCGCCCCGCCGCCGGCGAUGGCGCCGGUUGCCGUUGCUUGGUCCGUCGUCCCAGUGGACUUCACGGUCGUCAAGAAGGGGCCCGAGAUGGCGAUGCACGACGCGACCGGCGGCCUCGCGUUCCGCGUCGCGGGCGGCGGCGCCGGUGGCACGGCUCUCUUCGACGCCGCAGGGGGUGUUCUGGUCACCAUCAGGACCAGCGGCCAGGGCGAGUGGCAAGCAUUCAGUGGAAGCAGUUUGGAACAGAGACACAUCAUUUUCAGUGCAAAAGUUAUAUCUACUUCUUCAAGUCGAAAGGAGGUACAUGUAUUCAUCCCACCAAGAAGCAGUUUUGAAGAUCCAAAACCAAGCUAUAGGCUCUUAGGAAGUACAUUCCGAAGAGCAUGCACUAUAAUAAAGGGGGACUCCAUCGUUGCUCAGACAAAUCUCUUGUAUAAACUCAAGAAGACCAUAUAUUCACGGCGUAAGUUCAGAGUGACUAUAUACCCUGGAAAUGAUAACAUCCUCGUCAUGGCAAUGAUUAUGACCUUCUUUGUAGAAAAAUGACUUUAGAUAUAAAUGCGUACUGUGGCUUGAGAAAACUGACGACCAACUCUGCCACCCAUAAAUCACAUUCAUGUAUAGUUUCUCUGAUUCUGGAUGAUUUAUUUCUUUUCAAUUUUUAUGUCACCCGCCAUAUGCUCUUACACUAACUGCUUUAACCAUUUCUUUUCAAUUUUUAUGUCACCCACCAUAGUUUAAAUGUGUAGUUUUCUGUUUCUGUUUGGCUAGCUAUUGCUAAGUAACAAUGAUGUGGCACUUUGACUA